AUGGCAACAGGAGGCGCAGGUACACCGACCUCACCCGAGCCUGUCAGCCAGCCUCUUCCUCGCAAUACACCGGCCCCCAAUACACCUGCACCCGCACCCACACCCACACCAGUGACUUCGGCAUCCCCUCCGUCGAAAAGAGAGUUGGCCUCAUGGUGGAGAAAGUUUCGGAAAACAACUGAGAAAAACGACGACAAAGCCGAUGUUGUACCUGGGAUAUUUGGCGUACCUCUCGCCGACAGCAUCCGAUAUGCGAACGUUGCCAUUUCAUUGCAAAAUGAGAAUGGCGAAAGCUUCAUCUACGGAUAUGUGCCUAUCGUGGUUGCAAAGUGUGGCGUGUUUCUGAAAGAGAAAGCUACCGAUGUGGAGGGAAUCUUCCGACUGAGCGGCUCUGCGAAAAGAAUCAAGGAUCUACAAACCGUGUUCAACUCGCCGGAUAGAUAUGGAAAAGGCUUGGAUUGGACUGGCUACACAGUACAUGAUGCGGCCAACAUACUGCGCCGGUACCUCAAUCAGCUGCCAGAGCCUAUCAUUCCCCUCGAAUUUUACGAACGAUUCCGCGAGCCUCUUCGCGCAAGUCACGCUGUCUUUGGCCCCGAUGGCGAGACCCAGCCUCGGGAUUUGACUUUGGAUGAGCACACUGCAGCUGUGAGGACUUACCAGAAACUCAUCACUCAGCUGCCGCCUCUAAACCGUCAGUUGCUCCUGUACAUCCUCGACCUAUUAGCAGUCUUCGCGUCUAAAUCAGACCUCAACCGGAUGCCUGCGGCCAACCUGGCCGCCAUCUUCCAGCCUGGCAUCAUUUCCCACCCUUCGCACGACAUGUCCCCAAUGGAAUACAGACUGAGUCAAGACGUGCUGGUCUUCUUAAUCGAAAACCAGGACAAUUUCUUGAUUGGGAUGUCUGGCACGGCCGUAGAUGAAAAGACACAAAAGGAUGUCGAGAGCGGCCCGCCGUCACUGCGCUCCCCCAAGGUCCUUGGACGCUCAGCGUCAAAUGCAAGUGCUGGCGCCGAGAGCCUACGGAAAUAUGGAGUACGCCGCAAUGUUUCUGUGUCUUCUCGAGGUUCCCGGGACAGGGGCAGUCCUGGGAUUUCCAGCCCAGCUACUCCCUCUGUUGGCUCGUUCGUUGGAGCCACAACGGGCGGAAGUGUAGCUCGAAGCAAUACAGUUCCGUCGAAACGAUCUCCGGCCAUCAACUCCGGCCGAUUUCAGAGGAUGAAUGAUACCUCUGGUUCGACCUCGCCGGUUGUCAGCUCUUCGGCGGCAGCCCCAGGGACUCCAACGGCGAAUCGAGAGGGGACAGAGUCGAAGUCGUCGCGAUCUGAGUCUAUCGUUCGGGAUGAAGUCAGCAAUAACAGAGGGUUGGCUCCUGAAGCUGAUGGCAAGAGAGUGAUGACCUCUGCUCAAUAUCUCCCGGCGCCAAAUCAGCGAUCUCAACAACAGACCCAGCCUCUUCCCUUUGAAUCGUCGCCGGGUCCUCCGGCCGGCUCAGGGUCAGCUCAGGCUGCAGGUCCGGCUCCCGGGCCCACUCGUGAGCGAAGGAUAUCGAAUUUGCUUCACAAGUCGCCUAUCUUUGGUCCAUCGGAUUCACAGGGAAGGCAGCCCAGGAAACUCCAGAAGAAGCAGAGAAUUCCUGGAAGCUCCAACGAGAGCGCUCAGAGCUCUCUGAACUCGCUACAUGGUGAAGAGCCGGGCAUUUCUCACCCUCCUUUUGUGUCUCCCGACAUCAACAGUGCAGGCAGAUUGGAUCCGCUAGCUGCGCCUCAAGGCCCUGCCUUGACGAACACUGGGGCCACUCCCGUCGAUGAGGCGCCGGGCUUAUAUCAAUACACGGCGGCGGUCAGCCGAAACGAUGUUCAAAACCACUCGACUGGUUUGAGACCUCCCACAAGUCCUCCUGGAUCCACCCAUUCACGCUCUUCCUUUACCGAUCACUCAGAAGCCGAUCUUGUCGAUGAAACGCUCCCACAACUUGAGCAAGAGAGGCGACGUCGUAGGUGGAGGUUUUCAUCGUCGGCGAAAAAAGCGGAGAAUUCACCGUUGGCCCCGCCUCCUCCAAUUGGGCAGAAUCCGGGUGCCCGAGGGAGCAACAGCUCUCUUGGUAGCUCGAGCCGACCCAGAAAGAGCUUUACUGGCGAGUCUCGGGACCCUUCUGUGACAAGCGGCCAGCACCCACUUGCAGGACAGUCGAGUCAAGAAUCAGGUGAAGUCCUGAGGGACCAAAGCAUGGACACGGAGAAGAAGGGUCUGUUUGGGAAAUGGAAGGCCAAAAUGGCGCAAACCAGAGAGGAAAGGCAGGCCGAGAAAGAACGGGCAAGGAGCCCUCCAGCCCCGGGGAGUGAACAAGGAGCAUCGCGAAGCAGUUUGACCGCCUUUGCGCAGGACAAUCUACCUCAAAGGGGCCGAUCGUUUGAUAAGCCCGUGGAAGAAGCGCUGUCAAGUGUUGCUGAGAGGCCAGCGGACGAGGCGGGCAGGCAAGCAGGACCGGAGUCAGGACCGCCGGAGAGAGCCGGGGCAUAA
Molecule: messenger RNA, 2523 nt
Organism: Capronia epimyces CBS 606.96
Lineage: Eukaryota; Fungi; Ascomycota; Eurotiomycetes; Chaetothyriales; Herpotrichiellaceae
Exons: 3
Coding region: 1-2523 (840 amino acids)
Biological process (GO): activation of GTPase activity; signal transduction; regulation of fungal-type cell wall organization
Cellular component (GO): cell cortex
Molecular function (GO): GTPase activator activity
Source: RefSeq, a predicted model, not a curated record